Messenger RNA from Parasteatoda tepidariorum (common house spider), 1394 nucleotides. The record is from RefSeq and is a predicted model, not a curated record. NCBI's taxonomy places the organism in Eukaryota, Metazoa, Arthropoda, Arachnida, Araneae, Theridiidae.
AUGAUCCUCAGUGUAGAAAUCUGUAUUCAACAGCAGUUUCAUCCAUCUCAUGUUACGAUCGCCUUUCAACAAUCUCAAUCGCAGCAACCAACAAUUCCUCCAAAAGGUAUAAAAAGGGAACGGAGUCCUGAUGAAGAAUUUAAGAAAGAUAAUCAUCAGUCUGGAAAUCUGACAAAUAUAAAUAAAGAAGAAAACUCCAAUGAAGAAGAGCAGGUAAAUUCAAAUUCUAAUAUUCAGCAGCAGUUUCAAAAAUCUCAUCUAAAGAUCUCGUCGCAACAAUCGCUUCAAUCUCACUCGCUGCCGCCAACAAUUCCUACAAUAGCUCAAACUUUUUCUGCUUAUAAUUCUGGCAUUCCAGAACUGAAUAACGUUGAUUCAAAUCAACGAUCUUAUUCUAUGAUGGCUCCUUUUAACAUAUAUGCUGCAAUGAAUCCUUAUUCACCUGGUAAUCAAAUGAAUGGCAUGGGUAUGCUUCUGAAUACAAUGCAAGCUUCUACUUCACUUCCUGUUAGCUCAGGCAUUAAUAUGAUUCCUAGUACAAGUGCUGGCAUCAAUCCUUAUACAGCCUAUAUGCCCAUGACAAUGUAUGGAAACUAUAACUUAUCCUCUUGUGUUCUUUAUCCUCCUCAUCCAUGGGUAUGUAUUACUUCGAGAGAAAGGCAUCCAGGUUGUAAAACUGUGUUUGUUGGAGGCCUACUCAAAAAAAUUUCUGAAAAAAUACUCCAUAAAAUCUUUAGUGGAUGUGGUGAAAUAGAUCAAGUUCGAAUAAGUAAAAAGAAUUUUUGCCAUGUACAGUUUAUUGCAGAAGUUGUGUAAAUGAGGCUGUCAGGCUAUAGAUUAAAGAUUGAAAAUAAAGACGAAAGCGAUUAUUCUGGAAGGCUUCAUGUUGAUUUUGCUAAAGCAAGAGAUGAAUGGGAGUGUUUGCAACGGGCAUUACGAAGAGAAGCUCGUUAUCGAGGAACAAUGGAGCAAGAAGCUUCAAGACCUCGAACGCCACCACCUUUUGUUCAUCAUUCUGAGCAUGAAGCAAAUUUGUUAACUGAUAAAUUUAAGAGCACAGAACAUUUCAAAUCUACUGAUAAACUUACUAUUACUCAACAUGAGCUGUGUUUAAUUGCUUUAAUUGCAGCACUCUUGAAUUUCCAUCCCUUUGGAGCUAGUAUUGAUUACAUAUGCUCGCAUUUAAUCAAGAUUGAUUCAAAUGUAAAUGUUGGCUAUAUAGAAAGUUUAUUGAAGAGGUUUCCUUAUUUAUUCAUAAAAUGCACUUUUGGAAUUGGAUCGACUUCGGUAAAAAAAUUGGAAAUUUUUAGGCUUCUCUUCAGAGUCCAAUUAAGUUGGGGUUUGUUUGUUUUUUUUUCAUUUAAUGUUCAUUUUUUUUGGGUGAAAAAUUAACA